Molecule: messenger RNA, 564 nt
Organism: Penicillium angulare
Lineage: Eukaryota; Fungi; Ascomycota; Eurotiomycetes; Eurotiales; Aspergillaceae
Exons: 1
Coding region: 1-564 (187 amino acids)
Source: RefSeq, a predicted model, not a curated record
AUGGCCCGCCACAAACUCACAUACUUCGCCAUCACAUCCGGCCUAACAAUCUACGGCACACACCUAGGUCUAAACCAUCUUGAAAAGAAAUAUCCCAAUCAACCACUGUCAACAGGAAGCAAAGCGCUUUCAACACCAGACAAAUCAACCCAACACACACCAUACACAGAUAUCUACGCAGCCCGGAUUCCGGUAGCAGCACUAUUACAAUCACGACAUGCCAGUGCAUCAGGACCACAAAACACAAACCCAAAAACAAAAGCAACACUAGAAAAAGCCUGGGCACGAGCCCUACUAAAAUCAUCAAUUCUCAAAACCGAAGCAUCAUUAUUCUCCCUAUUAACGCAAUUCAAAUACACACCUGGAGAUCUCGAAAAGCCACUCAAAAAAGAUACACCCCUUGUACAGGGGAUCAUGAUCAUACAGCGAGAAAUAGACGCAGAGCCAGACUCAAAUGGUCUACUUGUCUCGUGGAAAAUAGCAGACGAACCACGGAUCUUCUUUGAGAAGAUUGCUGGCUGGGGAUAUCCGUGGCGCCUUGUGUGGGGGGAAGGCAUGAGAUGA